UAAUAAUGAGUAGCAUGAAUUAAAACAACGUUAAUUAGCAGGGCUGUGAUUGGUGUAUACAGAGUACAGGGCGCCUCGGUGACACAGGCAUUAUACCUAAUAGGGGGUGCAGGUGUUCGGCACUUUACUAUAGCACCCAGUUCCGCUUGCUAGCGGUUACUAUGGUAACUGGACACCAAGCUGUGCUCCUAUAGUAACAGUGGCCUAGUCAGCAUGGCGGCGCCGCGCUGGGUGGACAGUCUGAAGGCGGCCAAGAAAACGGCUAUCCUGCAAGAUGGCAGGAAAAAAGUGCAUUACCUGUUUGAAGAUGGUAAAGAAAUGGUGGAAGAAUAUGAUUCAAAGACCUAUGAACUGUUGCUUCGUAAAUGGAGACAGAAAUCUGCCCUUGGAGCACAUUGCCAAUGGCAAACUGAGGUUGGGGAAGCAGCAGUACAAAGUAUUGGAGCAUUAGAACCUGACUUCCUAAAGGAAAGCAAUACAAAUCCCAUUUUCAUGAGGAAGGAUACCAGAACAAGUUUUCAGUGGAGAAUUCGCAACCUGCCUUACCCAAAAGAUGUCUAUAGUGUUACUGUAGAGAAGGUGGAGCGUUGCUGCGUUAUACGAACAAGUAACAAAAAAUAUUAUAAAAAAUUCUCUAUUCCUGACUUGGACAGAUGUCAGCUUGACUUGAAUGACAGUGCCCUAAGCUUUGCCCAUGCUAAUAACACUUUAAUCAUAACUUAUCAGAAGCCAAAGGAAAUCCUUUCUGUUGAAGAAGAAUUACAACAGGAGCUCAGAUCACUGCAGACUACAGCGGAUGGAGAUGUGGAAUGUAAAACCCAGUGAGGAAGAGACGGCAGGAUUUAUAUUUAUAUUUCUAAUUUUGUAAAAAAAAUAUAUAAAAUACUGAAUGUAGUAAUAUUUUCUUUGUAUUUUGUUUGUGAUACAAUUUAACACAGUAAAAUGCAUUUGAUUCCCAGACAGAGAAUAAUUCCUUAUUAGAAAGUGCAGCAAUAACAUGUUAGUUAAAAAGACAUAAUAAACAUACCAUUUUAAACAA
Molecule: messenger RNA, 1039 nt
Organism: Bombina bombina (fire-bellied toad)
Lineage: Eukaryota; Metazoa; Chordata; Amphibia; Anura; Bombinatoridae
Gene: DPCD
Product: deleted in primary ciliary dyskinesia homolog (mouse)
Exons: 6
Coding region: 214-825 (203 amino acids)
Source: RefSeq, a predicted model, not a curated record